CUAGGCUAGUCAGCUGCAACCGGGAUGCAAGUGACUAGUGGUCUCACCUCGUAGGCCAGUUGCACUCGGUGCUUCUAACGUGUCGCGAGAGAGAAACGAACAUAACAACUCUCUUUUAUCUUCUAUUACCAUUUCGCGAUCGAUUCUUUAAUCUUUGAGAUAAAAAGAAGAACAAGAAGAAGAAGAAGAAGAAGAAGAGGAAGAGAUAAAGAUAAAAAGAAGUUUAGAUCGAUUGAAAGUUCGAGAUUAAGAUUUUUCUUCUGGCGUCUCAUUGUUUCCCACAAAUCGGAUGAUAUUAUCGAGGGCCAAUCGUGCGAAGCAUUAUUUUUUUUUUGUCGAACGAGAGUAGAUGGAUAUCGAUAACAAGAGAAACAGAGAGACAAAGAAAGAGAGAAAAAGAGAGAGAGAGAGAGAAAGAGAGAAAAUCUUGUCUGGUUAUCGAUAGUCGUGCGAAUGCGCAAAGGCAAAACGAUAUCUCGUUUGCGAUACAUACCACGCAUGCGUAGAAAUAUAAAAGCACCCCAGUUGGUUUUAGUACGCGUCCACACCCCCGACGACGAAGAGAGACUAUGUCCGACUAUCGAUCCGUCUUUCUAAUAUACUCGGAACAUUUAAAAUCCAACAUCAAAACCAAAGACGCCAUUCAUCGGCUCGUCUGACGAUGCAGGAUAGGAACGUCGACGUUCAAGAGGGCAUAAGAUUUCGGAGCGUUCGCAGAAGGCUCUUUCAAGAGGACGAAGAAAUAGGAGGUGGUCGAACGCGUGAUUUAAACACUGGCAUUGAGGACAACGUUGCUAAUUGCUUCUUCGAGGAGGUCCGCAAACAUCGAGAAGAGGCUAAAAAAAGAUGGAACUUCGAUUUCGAGAAGGAAAUACCACUGCCGGGUAAUUACCAAUGGGUAAAACUUGACCGAGAUGGGAACGAAAUUCCAAUGAUCACGGAAGCCCAGAACAAAACUGAGAAGAUGGAAAGGAAUAAGAAUGACGUCGAAAAAGAGGAGGAGCAAGAGAAACAGGAAAAGGAAAAGGAAGAGGAAGAGGAAAAGAAGGAGAAGGUUAAGAAGAAGGAGAUGAGAAAAAAAAAAGGAGAAGAAGAAGAGAAGGAGGAUAAGGAAGAGGAGAAGGAGGAGGAAGAAAAGGAGGAUGAGGAUGAGGAACCACCGGAAGAGAAAGAAGUUGAUGGGGACGAUAAAGCUGACUCGAGAAAGCAAAAAAAACGAAAUAAUUCUCGCGUAGUCGACAUUUUAUGAUGAACUGCGAAAAAAUGAACCACCGUGAUAUUACUCGUAUUUCUAAGAAAGGAAGAAAGUGAGAAAUAGAGAGAGAGAGAGAGAGAGAGAGAGAGAAGAAAAACAAAAAUAAAUUAAAAAGAAAAAAAAAAA
Molecule: messenger RNA, 1381 nt
Organism: Vespa crabro (European hornet)
Lineage: Eukaryota; Metazoa; Arthropoda; Insecta; Hymenoptera; Vespidae
Product: UPF0329 protein ECU05_1680/ECU11_0050-like
Exons: 5
Coding region: 662-1249 (195 amino acids)
Biological process (GO): regulation of cell cycle
Cellular component (GO): nucleus
Molecular function (GO): cyclin-dependent protein serine/threonine kinase inhibitor activity
Source: RefSeq, a predicted model, not a curated record